AUGGAAUGCAGAGUAACAUUAGAGGAGAGUGAUCUUGGACAAUUAAUCCAGGAGAGACAUGCUUAACUGUACCCUGUAAUCCCAGUAAGAGUCCAGGGAUCAAGGGUACAGCUUGUUGGCCUAUUGCGAUCAUUCCUGCAUACAUGUUGAUUAACCCAGGAAUCCUACACGACGGAGGGAAUUCACUGACUCAGACCUUGAGUGGUGAGAAAAAAAAGACGGCGAGACAUGGAAAGAGUUGGUGAGUGAGUGACACGGGAGGCAGGAAGGGUUAAGGUGAAUGAGAGUUUGGAAACAGGGGGGCAUUAACUGUGGCUGCGGGGAAGUGGAAGACAGAAAGGGAGGGCCACACUGCAGGCGAGAGAGAGGUUUGAAAUACCUUGCGACCCAUUUCGGCCCACUUGCCAGCAAUGAACCAGGCGAGCUGCAGACAGACUUGGCCACAGAGUAGGAAAAGAGAGGGAGUGUUUGUGUAAGUGUGUGUCCCCAGGGAGAGGCGGUCAUUGUCUACUUUGCCGGUGCACAGAUCAGUUGCAGGUCCAGUUGACUCAUCCAGCGCAGGACGAACAACUACAGUACAGCACACCUCCUGCAUUCAAGUGCAAGAAGGUGCAGCAAGAGCAGCUUGUGAGGAGGAGCCGCUGAAAAGAGACCAUCACCAUCACACACCUCAUACAAGCAUGACAGACGCAGCCGCCAAGGAGCUCGACGAACGCUGCUUCCUGUCGGCGCAGGCCAUGUCCAGCCUCAAGGUGGCCGACCACUUCCAGGUUCUGAAGUUCCUGGGAGAAGGUUCCUACGGCAAGGUCAUGCUGGCCGUGCACAGGAAGAGAGGAACCCCGAUGGCUCUGAAGUUCUUCCCUCGUCAGUCCACGACUCUCACAUCCUUCCUGAGGGAGUACAACUUGUCUCUUUCCUACUGCACACAUCCCUCGCUGACGCGCGCGCUGGGCAUCUUUUUUUCCACGUCAUCCCAUUACGUCUUCGCCCAGCAGGCCGGUCUCUACGGCGACCUGUAUAGCGUAAUAGUAUCAGAGGUUGGCCUGGAUGAAGAGCGUGUCCAGAGGGUGAUGUCCCAGCUUAGCGGUGCCGUGACCCACCUCCACACGCUGGGCUUCGUCCACCGGGACAUCAAACCGGAGAACAUCUUCUUGUGCGACAGCUCGUGCCGCUGGGUCAAAUUGGGUGACUUCGGCCUGACCCGGGCCAUCGGUUACACCGUCGGCGCCGUCUGGUACGAGUCGCCCUUCUGCACCCCCGAGGUAGAGCCCGUCAAGGAGGCAGACAAGGCGAAGGAGUGCGAUGAUCCGGAGGAGGAGAAGGAGACUCUUUGGAUAACGGUGGAGCCCUGCAUCGAUAGCUGGGCCCUUGGGAUCCUCACCUACUGCCUCUUGACUGGCUGCUUCCCCUGGGAGGAGAGCACCAGCGACGACCCCGGCUACACCAGAUACAAAGCCUGGUUUGAGCGUGAGGGGAGGAGCGGGAGAGGCGACCAGGAAGCAGACAGCUACACAAUCAUGAAGGAGAACCACCUGAACAACCCGCCUCCGUCACAGUUCCACGGCCUCAGCUCGCUUGUUAUGGCGCUUUUGCGACAGCUGCUCCACCCCGACCCGGAGCGGCGAGGGAACCCAGAGGAGAUCCUGAGCUACCUGGGAGGACCCUGGCUCAUGGAGACCGAGCAGGAGGAGAGGAGGAGGGCCGAGGAGGCCGAGAGGGAGGCCAGGAAACUCAGGGAGGCGGGAGGAGGAGUGGAAGAGGAGCUUGUGAGGGAAGGAAGAGGGGAGAGAUAAGCUAACAUAAAUGUAUUUUUUUAAAUUUGACCAGAUAGACUACUCACAAAAACUUGAGGAUGUUGGGCUUUGGGAAUGAAAUUUCUGGAAGAACCUUAAAUCUACUAUAAUCUCUACAGGUGACCUUAAAUUGAUCGUCUCUAAACAUUUGAAUGCACAUGUCACACUGCUCUAUGUUUCAGUACUUUUGGCACAACUUGCUGUUCUCUAACAAGGAGUAAAGGUAAAAGUGCAUUUUAGGUAUGUCUCGAAAUUUCCAAAUAUCCAUAACUUUUUCUGAGUAAAGUGGUGCCUUGAGAUACACAGUUCGUUCCGUGACCACAGUUAUCACACAAAACACAUUGAAAUGAAUGGAAAUGAAUACAUUCCAGCCUACCAAAACAACAACAAACAUUAUUGUAACGUGUUUUGGUUUUAAAAUUGCACGAAACAAAAACAUAUGACAAUGACGUAAUUAAAUUGAAUGUAAUGAAGGUAGAAGUUUUUUUUUUUUUUUUUGCUCCUCUUCAAUGGAUAUUGUGCUGCUUCUUCUGGUGUGCACGCCUUGGCUACCUGGGGGCAGACAUAUGAAUAUACAUGCUGGGACAGGUCACAACUAAGCUCAGUAAGCCACACUAAUACCAGUAGUUUUUCGCAGAGUAUAAAGAAUAUAUGCCUGUGAGUAUUGUUAUAUUUUCUGCCUACCUUCGUUGCUCUACAAUUUGAGUUCCAAAAUUUGCUGCUUAAAAGGUUAUAACUCCGUGACACUAACGCUAUUCGUUAGCCCGUUUGCAUUGUUUGUUAGCAUUAAGGUAAGUGGACUUUCCCAAGGCAAAGCUAUAUGGUUUACACAAUGUGUAAUUCUCUUAGUUUUAUGUUUAGUUUGACACUAAACUUCAACUGGGAGUGGCAAUAAACCGCUUGAAGCCCCCGUUUUGAAGACUCGUUUACUAUCUGCCAAACUGCUACUUGUUGUGACGUGAGUUGAGUUCACUGCCACCAUACUGCACUUGUAGCAAAAAAAAAUCCGAGUCUAAGCAAAACAUUGGCUGAACGACGGCACAUAUCUGGAAGGUUUGCUCACUCGCAUCUCAAGGUACCACUGUAGUGUAUAUUUCACAAUAUGAUAAAACACAUUGUGCAUGACUGAACACAAUAUCUAACGAGAUCCGAUACGAGAGCCUUUUCAACACAAAGACAAUAAUGCUCACUUUGAUAGAUGUUGUCAAAUUCAAGAAUAGUAUAUUGAGGGGUGUAGCAAAAUAUUAGAAACACCUACCAGUAUGCUGCAAUGGAGAAAAUAAUGUUACUUGAAAUAUGUUGAAAUCAUUAUAUUUGUAAUGGCAGAAUUGUACUGAAUCUCAUUAGAUUAUGCAGGUGUACUUAAUGUUGUGGCCCGGUGAGUGUAUAAAUGUUAUCCAAAUGCAACGAUAAGGUUUUGUGUUUUUCAUAGUUGUUUUAUAUAUAUAUGUAGAUAUCAUUGUCACUACUGCUGUUGUAUAGAUUCCAGUGUGUAAAUAUGUUUCAAUAAAAAAUUAUUAUGAUAAACAUUUACCAGAAUACCUGUAAAAUUUGAAUGAAGUCAAAUAAAACAUAAAUAAAAUUGCA
Molecule: messenger RNA, 3380 nt
Organism: Phyllopteryx taeniolatus (common seadragon)
Lineage: Eukaryota; Metazoa; Chordata; Actinopteri; Syngnathiformes; Syngnathidae
Gene: sbk3
Product: SH3 domain binding kinase family, member 3
Exons: 4
Coding region: 681-1793 (370 amino acids)
Biological process (GO): peptidyl-serine phosphorylation; peptidyl-threonine phosphorylation
Molecular function (GO): ATP binding; protein serine/threonine kinase activity
Source: RefSeq, a predicted model, not a curated record